AUUCAAUCAGUAAUUUGACAAUGAGCAGUGAACCAUCAGAAAGUUGUCUUUUGCUAGCUUCUAUUGUCGUGACAUGUUUGGCCCCUAUGACCUUACUUCUUGUAGAAAUAUUUAUUUAUUUGGUUAGACGGACGUAGAAACACCUUACCCUCUUUUCUCUUUUCUUCAUUCCCACCAUGGAACCUAACAAAGAAGUGCCUUACCCACCUGGGUUCUUCGCGGCUAUGGCGAUUGAUAUCGCCAAACACUGUUUCAAGUACAACACGAACCCUGUACAAGAAAUGAACUUCAAUGACUAUGUCUAUUUUCAUAGCCAAAGCGGAAAAUUGACCUUGCAUGUCGUUGAAUACGAUAUUCUGAGGAAAAUUGUCGCCAACCCUAAACAAGAGCAGCACCGCAUGGACAGGUUGAUGAUGGUCAAUGAGGCUGGUGAGAUUUUUCCGGCUCACUUACCCAACAUUGCUGAUGUCGUUGGUAAAUCGAAGGUGCAAGCUGCCAUUCGUGAGAUGGAAAAGGAUGAUAAUGUCGAGUAUGAGGGUAUAACCAAAAUCGUUUCGAAAUUGUUGAUGGACAAGAUAGACUCGAAGCCAAUAAUACCAACGAAUGGCCCUAUAUACUCCCUUGGAGUGGCUGGCUUCAAAACGGAAUUCAGCAGCUACACGAAUGAUGUUCUGUUCUUGCAGGUGAGGUCUCCUAUCACGGAGAUCAAUUAUUCCGUGUUUAGGGACCAGUUCAUCCCAGAUGACCUGACAAGCCGCUACCAAUCUGUCAGCCUUUGUCCGGAGCUAGAUGGUAACAAGAAAAAACUAGACAUUGGAGUUGCUGUUGUGCUUUGGAAUGUCCAGAGGAUCACCCGGCCAUCCUUUGUCGACCACUUUGAACAAAUUGUUGCAACCCAUAACCCAAUUCUAAUGAUAGUUACAGAGGUGGGGGCAACAUCCACCAAUUGUGAAAGGAUUCUAGCAAAACUAGGCACAACUAUGUCCUGGCGGCAUGACGCGGGUGGAGGUUUGCUUAGAGGGACCGUGGUGUUCUGGGAUCCUCAAAGGGUGAUUCGACCAUGCUGAUAGCUGCUGAUGACUCGAAUAAUGACCGUAUUAUGGGCACCGUUAAUGCAUUUGAGGUUGAACUCCCUCAAUGUUGUUUAAAAAAUCAUAUUAUUAGGUUACUUAAUUAACUCACUAAUUCUUUAAUUUGAAUGUAGGAAAUAGCUUUCUAGUUACGGUGAAGACUAGUACCAAGUGCAUAUUGCUUGCUGAUGGUGAAGGAUGUUGUGUCUAGUGAGAAGAUCUGUAUUGGUACUCUGAGUAUGUGUCUUGUAGGACUAUGGUAUGUGCUGUUUAAACUUGAUCGGUUUAAGUGAAUCAGAACUUGUAGCGUACUAUGUUAUGAUGAAAUGAUGUUUUUGUUAAACAGGAACCGUUUUAAGUUCAACAUUUUGCGCUGCAAUUUCAAAGUCUCGUUUUUAAAAAGUGAAUCAGUUUAUUCUGCCUUGAAAAUGAUCUCAAGACGUUGAGAUUUGUACUAGUACUCUAACCCCCCCUUGAAACUUUAUAUGUAUAUAUAUAUAUGAAUGAAGCCACUUAUU
Molecule: messenger RNA, 1588 nt
Organism: Chenopodium quinoa (quinoa)
Lineage: Eukaryota; Viridiplantae; Streptophyta; Magnoliopsida; Caryophyllales; Amaranthaceae
Exons: 2
Coding region: 177-1067 (296 amino acids)
Source: RefSeq, a predicted model, not a curated record